Hyla sarda is the source of this 2048-nucleotide messenger RNA. It is a transcript of the gene TOMM40, whose product is annotated as translocase of outer mitochondrial membrane 40. Gene Ontology annotation, biological process: protein import into mitochondrial matrix. Bases 144 to 1154 code for a protein of 336 amino acids. Gene Ontology annotation, molecular function: transmembrane protein transporter activity. Gene Ontology annotation, cellular component: mitochondrial outer membrane translocase complex; mitochondrial outer membrane. NCBI's taxonomy places the organism in Eukaryota, Metazoa, Chordata, Amphibia, Anura, Hylidae. The transcript is spliced from 10 exons. The record is from RefSeq and is a predicted model, not a curated record.
GGCGGGGCUUGUUUUUUUCUCUCAAUAACCUGGGAGAGGAGGCGGGGUUUGCAUGGCUAGCAAGUUCGGCUGCGCGUAUCGUGUGUGAGUGAAUGUGAAAAACUCCCUAGAGCCCCCCCCAAGCAGGAAAGAGAAGAGCAAAUAUGGGGAACGUUUUAGCUGCCAGUUCUCCUGCGCCCCCGUCUGCCGGAUCUCCCCCAGCCCCUGGCUUAGUGACGGUUCCCCCUGGAUUUACUAUGCCCCCGGUUUCGGGCAUUGGCCCUGCUGCUGAGAAGAAAGAACCACAGGAAGAGCGGUUACCUAAUCCUGGCACCUUUGAGGAAUGUCACCGUAAAUGUAAAGAGUUAUUCCCCAUGCAGAUGGAAGGAGUGAAACUGACUGUAAAUAAGGGGUUGAGCAAUUAUUUCCAGGUAAAUCACACAAUCUCACUCAGCACCGUUGGCGACUCAAAUUAUCAUUUUGGAGCCACAUAUGUAGGAACAAAGCAGCUGAGCCCAACUGAGGCAUUCCCAGUAUUAGUAGGUGAUCUGGAUAACAAUGGCAGCCUGAAUGCACAAAUAAUUCAUCAGUUAUCUCAGCACGUUAGAUCAAAGGUGGCAUUACAGACUCAGCUGUCCAAGUUUGUGAACUGGCAGAUAGAUACAGAAUACAGAGGAGAAGAUUUCACCGCAGCAGUCACCCUGGGCAACCCGGAUGUAUUGGUGGGAUCUGGUAUCGUAGUCGCUCACUAUCUGCAGAGCAUUACUCCUAAUCUGGCAAUGGGAGGUGAACUAGUCUACCACAAGCGUCCUGGGGAGGAGGGAACAGUCGUGUCUCUAGCAGGAAGAUACACAGCUCCAAAUUGGACGGGAACACUCACACUAGGACAGGCCGGAGCACAUGCAACGUAUUACCAUAAAGCCAAUGAUCAGCUGCAAGUAGGAGUAGAGUUUGAAGCCAGCACUCGGAUGCAGGACACUAGUGUCUCCUUUGGUUACCAGUUGGACCUCCCCAAAGCCAACCUGCUUUUUAAAGGUUCGGUGGACAGUAACUGGGUAGUCGGGGCCACCUUAGAAAAGAAGCUCCCGCCGCUGCCCCUCACGCUAGCCAUGGGCGCCUUCCUCAACCACAAGAAGAACAAAUUCCAGUGCGGCUUUGGCCUGACCAUCGGUUAACAUCAGCUUCUCGUGCACAGCUUGUGGUCUCCCCUCCGCAGCCAGACAUGUGACCUCCCCCUCCUGCUUUCUGAAGGCCCCCAACCCUCCAGAUCCUAAACUUGCUCUUCCUCCCCCCCCCCCCCCAAUACUCCUGCCAGGCACAUUUUUUAUAAAAUUUAAUUUUAUCAUUGGGGCAGGGGAGGGGCAGUGUAGGACCUGUCUGUGAAUAUUUAAUUGUAGGUACCUAGAAUGGAGCGCGCUGGCCCUGUCCUUGUCUCCAUCUCCCCUUCUGUUUUAUGUAUGUUCUGGAUGGGGGAUGGGUCUGUCCUUCCUACUCCUUGGGAAUCGUUUUUAUUUUAUCGUCCCUCUCUUCUAAGCCAUUCGUUGGGUCUUCCCAAGUGUGAAUCUAGAGGUGGUGGUGGUGGGGGGGGGGUCUUCAUUAUGUGGUGAGUUCGCUGCCUGUAUACCUUUCUGCUGCAUCUUACUAGAGAAUUGUUGUGUCGAGGAGGGGGGGGGGGUCUGUUCUGGGUCUUAGCGGAGCCCUGUGUUCUUAUGGACCAGUGGUCUCCAAAAAUGUGGACCUCCAGCUGUUGCAAAACUACAACUCCCAGCAUGCCCGGACAGCCGUUGGCUGUCCGGGCAUGCUGGGAGUUGUAGUUUUGGAGGCACACUACUUUGGGAAACACUGUUAUAGACCUUGUGCUGCUGCUGUCGGAGGGGGGGGGGGGGGUGAGUCCUGCCGCCGCCUGAUCUCCAUCUUUAGGAGCGUGGAUGUAAAUCAUGUUUAUAAGUUAUAAAGAGAAGAAACAAUAUGACAUUGAUCUUUUACACAAAACACAUACGUAGCCCAAAGCGAAGUCCUGGCCGGGCCUGUACAGUACCAAUAAAGUGACUUCUGCAAUGGGAAUCUUA